CCAAAAAAUAUAAUUCGAUAAUUUUUAUCAGAUUACAGCAUCACAAAGUCAGUGCAAAAUCAUAUAAAAAAAAUUCGAAUAAAGAAAAAACGUAUCAUGCCAAACGAAACCAAACUAAAAAUAGAUAACAGAAAAUUUUGACUGACCGAUUACUAAGUCAGUCUUGGACAAAAACGAAGACUUGAAACGUCAACUCCGGUCUUCUUCCUUAUUGUCCCACCAAUAAUUUUACUUUUUUUCCUUCAAUCUCAUCUUCUUCCUCAAUCCUCUGAACAUCGACCACAUAUUUCUUCAUCCAUUGACCUCAAAAACUUGAUUUUCACUAUUGACUCUCUUUCUUUCUCUCUCUCUCUCUAGAUUUUCCAACAAAGCUAUGGAGAAACUCUGUUUUCGAAACUCAUUUUCUCGCUUUAUGACGACUGUGGUCAUUGUUCUUCUUCCUCGUUGCACUCUUUCUGCUACUUCUACAUAUUCUCAUCGUCCCGAGAAGUUUUAUGUCAACUGUGGGUCGGAUUCUAUUGUCACUUAUGGUGGUCGGACCUUCGUCGGAGAUAUGAUCUCCGGUGGUAACUCCGUUUCUUUCAACAGUAAAGGAACUGAAGCCAUCAACCAAUCAGGAUCAGGAAUCUAUGAAACGGUUAGAAUAUUCAGACGCCCUUCUUCUUACAAGUUCCAACUCGAUUCCUUUGGUCUGCACUUCGUGCGUCUCCAUUUCUCUGCUGUCUCUUCUCGGACAGAGCUUUUAACUGCUCGUUUCACAGUCUCAGCUACUUCUCACUUGAAAAGUUUCUCGCUUCAGAAUUUCAAUGAGACCCCACGAGUUGAGGAGUUUCUCCUGAUGAUUGACUCGCCAGAAUUCGAAAUUCGAUUUGUGCCCGAUCAUUCAUCCAUGGCUUUCGUCAACGCCAUCGAAGUGUUCUCUGCUCCUAAUGACCUAGAAAUUCCGUCAGACUCCGACAAGAAUCUGCAUACGGUUUACAGAUUAAACGUAGGAGGCAAGAAGAUCACACCAGAAAACGACACCUUGGGAAGAACUUGGUCAUUAGACGAGGACUUCCUCUACGAAAAAGAUUCUGCGAGGAACAUUAAUUCAACACAAAAGCCUAACUACGAGUCAGGGACAGCGACGCCAUUCACUGCUCCUGAUUUUGUCUAUCAGACAGCGAAAACGAUGAACCAUAGCUCGAAUGAGGGGAUGGCAGAUGGGAUGUUGAUGAACGUUACUUGGUCAUUUAAGGUCAAUAGCAACUCUAGACACUUCAUCAGGGUUCACUUCUGUGAUAUCAAGAGUGAAUCACAAAAUCCCGACUCCGAUUUCUAUCUCUAUGUAAACGGACAAUCACGACUAGGUGUAAAGCCUUCAGAGCGUAUUAGGUUGGUGACUCCGUUUUUCAAAGAUGUGAAUGUCUCUGAUGGUUUUGGACUCUUGAAUGUUACAAUAGGUACUAAGGAUUCCACUAAGGAUGCUGGUUUUCUGAAUGGUCUGGAGGUGAUGGAGUUUUUGAAAAAGUCGGAUUCUUCAGAUAAAAGUAGUUUCCGGGUUUACAUCAUUGCUGGCUGUGUUGUUGCUGCAUCGGUUCUGGUAUUGAGUUUGUUGUUCACAGUUUUCUUGAAGCAGAGGAGAUUGAAGAAGGAGAAGAAGUCAGAUGCUGAGGUCACUGAAUGGUCUCCUUUGCCAUUGUACAGAGGUGCUGGGAGUUCCGACAAUAUACCUUCUGAUCUGGUCAACAAUUCUCCAUUACGCAGCAAUAGACCUUUUGAUCCGGUCAACAAUUCGCCAUUACGCAACCUAAACUUAGGCUUGACAAUUCCCUUCAUAGACAUUAUGAGAGCUACAAACAAUUUCGACGAGCAGUGGUUGAUCGGGAGAGGCGGUUUCGGAGACGUUUACAAAGCCAUUCUUCAAAAUGGAAGCAAAGCGGCUAUCAAGAGAGGCAAGAGUGGUUCAGGACAAGGAAUAUUGGAGUUUCAAACAGAGAUUCAAGUCCUGUCGAGAAUCCGGCACAGGCACCUCGUUUCUCUAACGGGUUACUGCGAAGAGAACUCGGAGAUGAUCCUUGUCUACGAGUUUAUGGAGAAAGGUACGCUUAAAGAGCAUCUAUACGGCUCGGAUUUGCCUUCACUGACAUGGAAACAGAGACUAGAGAUCUGCAUCGGAGCAGCUAGAGGUUUGCAUUAUCUCCACAGUGGCUCAGAAGGAGCAAUCAUUCACAGAGAUGUCAAAUCAACAAACAUACUACUAGACGAGAACACCGUAGCCAAAGUUGCCGAUUUUGGGCUCUCGAAACUCGCGGUUCGUAAUCAAGAUCCCAUCAAUAUCAGCACUAACAUCAAAGGAACAUUCGGUUACCUGGAUCCUGAGUAUCUGCAGACACACAUCUUGACGGAGAAAUCAGAUGUUUACGCUUUCGGAGUCGUUCUCCUCGAGGUCUUGUGCGCGAGAUCGGCUCUCGAUACUUCUCUUCCUCACGAGGAAGUGAAUCUAGCGGAGUGGGCGAUGUUCUGCAAAUCCAAAGGGAUUACUGAUGAGAUCUUAGAUCCAAAAUUGAUAGGUCAGAUCGAGCCGAGUUCGUUGAGGAAAUACAUGGAAAUCGCGGAGAAGUGUUUAAAAGAGUACGGAGACGAGAGGCCGAGCAUGGGGGAUGUGAUAUGGGAUCUGGAGUAUGUUCUUCAGCUUCAGAUGAUGCCGAUUCGCAGAGAGCCUCAUGAGGAUAGCGCCGCGACGAUCUCCGGCGGCGAAGGCGAAAGCUCGUUGGUGAUUACGAGGUUGAUGGUGAGUGAUUCGUUUAGCUCAAACUCGAUUGUUCAGAAGAACGAAGGGAAGAGUAGCUAUGGAGGUACAGAUUCAUCGGUGAGUCGAGUUUUCUCCCAAUUGAAGAUCUCCGAAGCAAGAUAAAACGUUCCGAUUUGAAAAGCGUCUGGUUUAAAGCCUUUGAAAUUAAAAUCCGGUUAUUGCCGGUUUGAAUUUAUUCAUUUUAAAACAGAUGCAAAGUAAACUAGUCAAGGGACUCUAAUAUAAAAUUAAAUCCCGGUUAUCUUCGGUUU
This is a messenger RNA of Eutrema salsugineum, 3045 nucleotides long. RefSeq names its product probable receptor-like protein kinase At2g23200. The coding region runs from base 374 to 2896 and encodes 840 amino acids. Gene Ontology annotation, biological process: protein autophosphorylation. Lineage: Eukaryota; Viridiplantae; Streptophyta; Magnoliopsida; Brassicales; Brassicaceae. The record is from RefSeq and is a predicted model, not a curated record. The transcript has a single exon. Gene Ontology annotation, molecular function: ATP binding; transmembrane receptor protein tyrosine kinase activity. Gene Ontology annotation, cellular component: plasma membrane; plasmodesma.